Messenger RNA from Seminavis robusta, 465 nucleotides. Lineage: Eukaryota; Bacillariophyta; Bacillariophyceae; Naviculales; Naviculaceae. The record is from the annotation of a GenBank genome assembly.
AUGAAGGACGCCAUCACCGAAACGAUCCGUCGUGGCACGAAGGACCACACCAGGAUGGACGCCACAUUCUGUAGCAACGUUUUCUUUGACGACGAGACUUUCUUGGAUAUGCUUGCUCACGUGAAGAAGAAUGCAGGCGUCAAGCAGAUUGUCGAAGCAUCCCAUGAUCUCAUCACCUGUGUGACAGUCCAAGGGAAAGUAGUCACUAUCCGCUUUUACGGCGCAAAGAAGUUCUGUUCCCCCAAGGUCCCCGAAGCCCCCAAGGUCGAAGCUCCCAAGGUGUCAGCCGCAGCCCCCAAGGUGGACGGAAAUGAAUCAUCGAAACCUCCUCGACGCAACCGAGGUCGCUCUGGAAAGAAAGCACCCCCACCGCCACCUCAAGACGACGACGAUUCCUUCGAAUUUGAGCCUGAAUUGUCCCAAGCUAUGACCCCUAUCAAGGGCCUUGCGUUCAACAGGAAGUAG